Helobdella robusta is the source of this 576-nucleotide messenger RNA. RefSeq lists its product as hypothetical. The record is from RefSeq and is a predicted model, not a curated record. Bases 1 to 576 code for a protein of 191 amino acids. The transcript is spliced from 3 exons. Lineage: Eukaryota; Metazoa; Annelida; Clitellata; Rhynchobdellida; Glossiphoniidae.
AUGGGAUUUCACGAAGCCUGUUUCAGCAACUGUCACUUCCCUUACUGUCCAGGCGAUCCGGAUAUAAUAUACAACGGAUGUUACACUUGGACGUUCAAUGAAUUAAUUUUUUCCAAUGAUCAGUUUCGAGAAAUAGUCGAUUGGCUGAUGCCUCCUUGGUUCAUGACAUGCAAAAACCUUUUUGCAAGCAACAUAGCCAUAUUAUUCGUCUGUUGCAUCUUGUUGUUAAUAUGCACGUGUUGGGCAUUUAAACCUCUGUAUAAACUACCAGCUCACCAGAAGAAAGAUGUAUGUGCCAUUGUUUUAGGGUUCAUAACGCUUUUCAUGCUUGUCGUUUCAAACCUCAUAAACGUUUCAGCGAUAGCGUUAUUUAGCAGUGUUGCUCCACAUCGGAAAUACAUGCCCAUGGCCUACAAGAACCAUUUUGGUUAUUCAUUUUGGCUCGAUUUUUCUGUGUGCAUCAUCCUAUCGGUCUCAGUCUUUUUAACUUACCUCUCAACCAUUUCUAAAGUCAUCUAUUACGUUGGACCAAAAGAUCCAAAAUAUUCUGACGAGAUGAUGCUCGGGCGAUCCUAG